AGUAGACCCUUCCAGAAACCUUUGGAUCGCGCAGGGGAGAGGGAGAGAGCUCUGAAUUUCAGCGAUGGCGGAAGAGAAGAAGAGAACGAUAAAUCUGUUCUGCCCAUCCCUAUCGAAGUUAGUGCCGGUGGUUGCUUGGGAAGACGAGAGAAUCGACUUGGGGCACAUAGCCCGGACCUUCGGGAUUGAACCAGCAACGUUGAAGCUCAACGGGCACUUCAUAAGCAGAGGCGUCGAUCUCAUAGCUUCGUCUGUAACCUGGAAGUCUCUUCUCUCCUUCUUCUCGGCUCGCGGUUUCUCCACCGGCGACUCCCACUCCGACGCCCUCACUGUGGACGGCAAGCUCUCUAAACUCGGCACCAAACUCAUGUCUGAUCGUGAGGACAGCCAGAACUCUUCUGUUCACUCUUACGGUUCUGGUGACCGGUCUCAGACCUCUAGUUCCUCCUCUUCUUCAUCUUCUGAGCGCCCGGCUACCUCUCAACAGAGGCAGCCGGUUGAUGCCCCCACUGGUGCCCCUUCUUCUUCUGCGGCACAAGUGGUCUCGGUUGCCCAGCCUGGGGAUGAGGGCUUCAUUCAGCUAGACGACCAGUUGCUUCAAGAGCAACCAUCGUAUAUGCAGAAAGUCCAAGUCCACGAGUUGCGCAACCUUAUGCCUGACGGGGACCUGGGUGAAUUCUCCAUUCACCCAUUCAAAGUCCUCUUCCUUGAGACAUACAGGAUCAUGCCCGGGCAGAUGGCCCCAAAUGGUCACCCUUUUCCCUUUGCCCAAAAUGUCAGGGGGAAGAGAAUGAAGCGCCAGGUCAAACCCGCGGAGACCGAUGACCUGGUCGCUUGGGAAACCACUCUCCGGGCCGGGGACGCCUCCACCCGUGGUCUUUAUAACGUGGGGAAGUGCAGCGUCUAUCCCGGCCGGGAGACUGAUCCCGAGCUGGAGAUUGUCCUGGCCGAAGCGAUCCCUAAUGCCAUCCCAAUUCACCGGGUGAGGGGGUCCAAAGCCCCGGUCACCGCCGCUGCCGAUCCCUCGCGCCCGGGGAAGAAGAAGAAGGAGAAAGUGGUGAAAUUCCAAUCCAAAUUUGCGACCCCAAAAAUCGUCGUUGAGGAGCCCUCCACUGCUCAGCCCCUCAGCCAACCAUCCAGCCAGCCGUUCUUACUAGAGGAGCAGCCGGCCCAGUCUCAACAGGGGACCAGCCGGCCAAUCCACUCCGGGGAACUCUACAUAAAUGUAGAUACCCUGGAGUUUGAUAACAUGCUGGCUGAAACCGGCCAUACCUCCGAGGCCGAGACGAGGAAGAGACGAAGGGCUGAAGUCGUUGACCAGCCGGCCAAGCGCGUGGCCCAGUCCUCCGACGUCGGCCAAGAGCCCGGCGAGCCCCGAUCGUUCGCUCUGAUGGUCCGGUCUGAUGAAGAGCUCUUCCAAGCCUUCCAAUCAGAUCUGCAAGAGGUCGGCCGGAUUGGCCUGGAGUACUUCACCCGGCUGGUGAAGUCUAGGGAUGAGGAGAAGGCCUGGCUGGAGGCCAUGAUGGUAGAAUGCUGGAAGGAUGCCCAGGCCGCCCACGCCAAGGCGGAGAAGGCAGAGGAGAAGCUGGUAGAGCACUGUGCAGUUUACCGCCAGCUCUAUGCCAAGCAUGAUGGUCUCCUCAAGGCUACGAAAGAGGCUGAUGCGCAGGCCCAAGAGAAGAUUCAGCAGCUUGAGGCCGACAACGCCCAAUCUGCUGAGGAGAUCGCUCGGCUGGGAGACAAGCUGGCGAAGGAGCGGGCGGAGCGUGCUGCCCUUGCCGCUGCCUGGGUGACCCAAGAGCCGGAAGAGUUCACCGCUCGAGCUCUGCCUGACCGGGAGACAGCCAUCCGCUUCUUCCAGGGCCUAUACAAGCACAAUGUUUCGGCCGGGAUCGUCGACGAGAUCGGAACCUACGGUUUUGAGAGCGGCCAGUACGAUGAACGGCGGGCCCUAUACGGCAUCCUUGGGCAGCGGAUCCAAGGCUUUCAGCCCAAGGCCCUUUCUCUACCCGAGCUGCACGAUGAGGCGCCGGUUCCGCCCUUCCUUGGGAUCUGACCUCCCGGCCUUCUUCUCCGAUCAUUUCAUCAUUUUUUUUAUUUUUUUAUAUGUAAUGAUUAGCCUCCGGGAACUUUUUGUAAGACUUUACAAUAUUAAUGCAAGUUCUUUUUUCCAUAUCGUAUGCUGAGUGCCUGAGUACUUUACUUUUUGUCUUAUAAAUUCCUUUCAAUAUAAAAAUUUUUAACCGUG
Messenger RNA from Cuscuta campestris, 2248 nucleotides. Lineage: Eukaryota; Viridiplantae; Streptophyta; Magnoliopsida; Solanales; Convolvulaceae. The record is from the annotation of a GenBank genome assembly.